AUGUGGCAACAAACACCUGCCAACAGUGUGGGAGCAAUCCAGCUGCUGUCCGCUGUUGUGACUGUCGACCACGCCCCUUCUCCUGUGCUGAAUGUGACGUCAGCAUGCACACAAGACAUGUCCUCCAUAACCGAGAUGCCAUGACUGCUGGAUUCUACCAGCCAUUGCCUCCAACAACUUUUGUUGUAGAUAAGGCUCUUUCCCAUUGUGUGCGGCUUGCACCUGUGGAGAUUCCUGACAAAAUUUGUGGUUGUUCACCAGAGUCAUUGAGGGUCAGCCCAGGGAAGAAUAUUGCUGUGAUCACAAUAAAUGAUCUGAGGAACAGGCCAUCUUUGAAGACGUCUUUAUAGCUAAGGAUGAAGAUGUGAACAGAUUUGUGGACUACAUUCACAAGACAUCCAAACGUGUCAGUGGAGGAGGUGUUUGUGGAGGGGAGUGGUCAGCAGCCAGGGAGACCUCCCAACGAUCUGCCAGCAAGGUAGACGAGGAGGGAUUGGAGUGUUGCACUCUGCUUUAAAUAUGUACGGGGGGGGGGGGAUUUUUGCCUAUUCCCUGUACCUGCAAGAAAUGUUGGCCAGUAGGCAAAUCACUUUUUUUUGUAUGGAUGUGACCUGCAAAUAUUGGCUCUACCUCCAAAGAGUUGCAAAAAGCUGCCCAGAGCUCCAGCACCUUCUUAAGAUGAAGCCCUUCCUUUCGGUAUUCCAUGCCAAACACAUGAUUUUAAAUGCGAGGUGAAAUGGAGUGGGGCAUAUUAGGAUGGGGCUGGUUUAACACUCGGAGAGGAGGUGGAACAGUGCAAUGCUUUCCUCUCUAGGAUUGCAGUGACCACAAAACACAUGUCCAAAGCAGGACGCACAUACAUGCUGACUCUCAUAGCAGAAGACCACAAAAGCUCUGCAAUGCCAGUUGCAAAACCUAGAGUCCAUGAAAGUUGAACUUGCAGUGACAGCGAGCCAAUUGGAAGACUGGGUCAAUGAUGUAAAGGAGUGGGCAGACGCAACAACAACAUCAACCACAAAUGAUGUUGAUGCCUUGGAAGCAGAAUUGAGGUGCUGGUGUAUCAAGAGACGUUCCCAGCAUCUCUAUAAAGAUACAGAUGGCAACAAAGGUCAUGCCAGGAUCCGCCCCAAGAUCAGGGAGGAGAAGGGGAUCCUGACAUCAGUUGUAGAGAAAUACAACAAAAUGGUUCUAAAUACAGAAACUCUGUGCUCGGAAACCAUGUUGUCUGGUGAGACAGCUUGGCCAUGGCAGUUACCACACAGUGACUCUGUCGAUCUAAGGACAAAGAGAAAGGCUUUCGACAUCAUCAUGUCAGUAAGGAGACUUCAGGAGGAGCAGAAGAUUCUUGUUACAGAGAUGGACAACCAUCGGAAAUAUCUUUCAACUCGUGCUGAGACCCUCAGAGAACUGUCCUGCUUGUUUGCCAGCGAGACACUGGAAAAUUCGCAGUGUGGCCUAAGUGAAGAGGGUUUGAAAGGUCUGCAGAGCAUCAUCCACAGAAAGCAACGUAAAAUCAGAGAUCUGAGGGUGUAAACAAUAGACUGAUACCUGCAAGUUUUGUCUGGAGCAGAGAACAUCAACUUCUUAAACAAAUCGUCAGCUGAUGACUUUGACAGUGACUUCGAUAUUUCUGAUGACGAACUGUAAUCCACAAGACUGACACCUUUUUUUCUCUUGACAGUGACCUUGACCUUAACACUGAAUCUAAAGUGUGUAAUAAAAUCUGCUUUUCAUCACCUUAUAAAUAUAACCAAAGUGUAGCAUCUUUUUUCACAUACAUAGAAAUGAAUGCAUGCAUGCCUCUACAACCAGUCAGUGGUGCAAAUUAAGUGCAUUAUUGUAAGGCUAAGUACUGUACUGUACUACAGUACAGAUUUGAGGUACUUGUACUCUAGAUGAUAACAGUAAAACAGAUAUUAUGAUUUUUGGCCCCACCAGAAGAUGCUCAGACAUUGUCACUUAUUUAGGUCCUUGGUCAGCCUACUGUCAUGACCAAAUAAGGAAUUUAGGAGUUGUGUUCGAUCCAGAUUUUAAAUUCAACAAGCAGGUUAAUACUGUGAUUAAGAGCUGU
Messenger RNA from Cyprinus carpio (common carp), 2071 nucleotides. RefSeq lists its product as uncharacterized. The transcript is spliced from 10 exons. Bases 925 to 1533 code for a protein of 202 amino acids. The record is from RefSeq and is a predicted model, not a curated record. Lineage: Eukaryota; Metazoa; Chordata; Actinopteri; Cypriniformes; Cyprinidae.